Gymnodraco acuticeps is the source of this 1469-nucleotide messenger RNA. Its product is annotated as NADPH oxidase organizer 1-like. The transcript has 8 exons. Lineage: Eukaryota; Metazoa; Chordata; Actinopteri; Perciformes; Bathydraconidae. The record is from RefSeq and is a predicted model, not a curated record. Gene Ontology annotation, biological process: superoxide anion generation. Bases 27 to 1469 code for a protein of 480 amino acids. Gene Ontology annotation, molecular function: phosphatidylinositol binding; protein binding; superoxide-generating NADPH oxidase activator activity.
CAGAGCUGAGACACACACUUCACACAAUGGCUGGGGAUCAACGCGUUGUAAUCAGUGCUCGCAUUAUUGGAGCCGUGCACAGGGACACUCCUAAACUCAAGAUGUUCAUGAUUUCUGUGUUGUGGUCGGACAACACUGAAGUGAUCAUUUACAGGUCCUUCCAGGAGUUCAGGAAAUGCCAUAGGCAGCUGAAGAAGAGAUUCCCUAACAUGAACAUUUUCAAGAAAAAUAACAGAGUGAUCCCCAAAUUUAGAGGACAGGCCAGGAAGAGCAGCCAGAAGAAAGGAUCCAAGCGCUCCAUCCAACGCAUGAAGUUCCUGGAGAGCUACUGCGAAAAACUUCUGAAGUGCGAUCAAAGUGUGACACGGACCCCAGAGGUGACUCAGUUCUUCAUGCCCAAAGAUCACGACCUGCAGCCAGACUUCACCAAGAACAGCAUCAUGAUCCUGAUGUCUAAUGAUCUGCCUGAUGGAGGAGAAGAAGUUUCUCACCAGCCUACAGGCAGCGUCACUCACCCAUUUGUCACCCAGACUUACUCCUGCGUGGCCGCCUACGAGACAAAAGAUACCAAGAAUCGUCCGUUUAAGGUCGCUAUGGGCGAGAAGCUGGACGUGCUGAUCAAAGAUCCUGCAGGUUGGUGGCUGGUUGAGAACGACUCAAAGGGUUUGGCUUGGUUUCCUGCUCCCUACCUGCAGUUAUUGGACGGAGAGGAUGAGGAAGACUCUGUAUUCCAGAAUGCAGGUGACCUGUACUGUGCCGUGAGGAGUUACACAACGAAGCAGCACGACGAGGUGUCUGUGCCCAUCGGCUCCGCGGUGGAGGUGCUGAGGAAGUCUCACGACGGCUGGUGGCUCGUCAGAUUCAAUGGCAAGGCAGGUUACAUCCCCUCCAUGAACCUUCAGCCCUAUAACAACCCUCGGGCCGGCCUCUACAGCCUGCAGAGGAAGCUGCACAGCUCCGCCCUGAACCUGGCCUCCAGCAGGGAGGCUCCGGCUUCACGUCGAUCCAGCGAUAACACCGGUCUGCGAAGUGAUUCUGCAAUUCAAUUCAGAGGGCAUCUCCACAAGGCCCGAUCCCUGGACGUCCUCUCUGAGACCCGGACGCAGAUGGAGAGGGAUACAGAAGAAGCCCGAGCACGAAGCAUGAGCAACACAAGCACCGAUACCAGCUUCUCAGACUUCGAAUCCACAUCCAACUUAGCAGACAGAGGAAGUCCUUUGGCAUCGCCUCGGCAAAGCGACAGCAACAUUGAUCUCAGCCUCUUAGACCGGUGUGGCUCCGAUACCAGUGACGAGAGGUCUGAAUCUGCAAGCUCCAAUGUUUCUAGGAGAUCAUCAGUCGUUCCCCAGGUGCCUGCUCGACCCAAAACAGAGGAGAUCCUGACCCGAUGCUCCACCAUGACCCGAAAGGCAGCUCUGGCCAACAAGACCCGGCUCCACAGUCAGCCGGAGGCCAUCCACCGCUGCUAG